CCUCCGAGGACCUCGCUGGGUCACGUGAUGUUGUGUUAGCUCGCUGACUCGGCUAUGUUUGCCGUUUAUGCUAACGUUUUGGAAAUGGCAAUUUUCUCGCUUUUAUGUGUUUCUUGGUGCUCAAGGACGCCCCGCGCGUGUUCGGUGGCCCGUUUCUCUCGGCACCGACAGAGCGGUUUGACUGAGAAGUCGGCCGCUGUGGGCCUGCACGUCACGUGACCAUCAUGCGGCUGAGCGUUUGAUAAAAAGAUGGCGUGAGCGCGGUGGAGAGGACAACAAACCCCGACCUGCCGAGCGCCGCCGACACGGAGCCACAGCUGCCGUUAAGCUGUCAGAUGGAUCCUGGUCAGGAUUUGCUUCUUGCUGCUCUAAGCGAGAGUGGCAUUUGCCCAAAUGAUAUUGGCCUAUUUGAUGUUGAAUCUCAGGAUGUUGCACAGCCCACAACAACCCAGCAAUCCAUCUCUAUUAGUUCCCUGGAUGUUAGUGGUGGGGCUGAGACAGUGGAAGCUGUUCGAGCUGAGCCUCCAGCUUCAGUCCCUAUAGUUACUAUCAGGCACAAACCUCAGCCAUCAACCACCACAUUUGUCUUAAAUCAGCUAAAUCAGUUGCCGUCACUAGGAGCUGUUGUGACCAAACAGUCAGUGACAAACCCUAUUAAACACACUAUAACUGUGACCAAGGUCGUCCAUGUUGCUAAUUCUGUUCUGCGAGGUUCAUCUACCCCAUCCUCCCCAAAUAUUCCUCCUUCAGCGUCUACAGUAGUGCCUUCUAACAGAGAUCAGAUUCAGCUAAAAGACCUUCUUAGGACAGGCCAUGUGAAGAGUACUGGUCUAAAGGGCAACAGUCUGAUGGAGCUAAUGAAGCUAAAACCUCCUUCUGACAUUGCUCCACCAGUAGCAACAGCCACUGGCCCCAGCGACAUUAACAAUGGAAUCAAGAAGGAGGUACUGGGUAAAGAUGCUACCAGGAUAUGGAUUAAUGAUGAUGGCAAACUACAAAACUUUUCACAAACUCUGAAACACCCUGGUAUCAAAGAAGAGGAUGAACCUGAGGAGGAAGAGGAAGAUGAGCUGGGACACGCAGAGACUUAUGCAGAGUACAUGCCAAUGAAAUUGAAGAUUGGCUUACGGCAUCCUGACCCUGUGGUGGAGACCAGUUCUCUGUCCAGCGUUAGUCCACCAGAUGUGUGGUACAGACUGUCCAUCCCAGAAGAAACCAUUGACCGGGGAUGUCUCUCUGCUUUGCAGCUAGAAGCCAUCACAUAUGCAGCCCAGCAACAUGAAACGUUUCUGCCUAGUGGUGAACGAGCUGCAUAUUUGAUUGGUGACGGAGCUGGUGUGGGGAAAGGCCGGACGAUUGCAGGGAUCAUUUAUGAGAACUACCUUUUAGGCAGAAAGAGAUCACUCUGGUUUAGCGUCUCAAAUGACUUGAAAUAUGACGCUGAAAGGGAUUUAAGGGAUAUUGGAGCAAAAAACAUUCAGGUUCAUUCACUAAACAAGUUCAAAUAUGGCAAAAUCUCAUCAAAACACAAUGGGAGUGUAAAGAAAGGCGUAAUCUUCGCCACCUACUCCUCUUUGAUAGGAGAGAGCCAGUCAGGAGGGAAAUACAAAACCAGAUUCCAGCAGCUUCUCCACUGGUGCGGAGAGGAUUUUGAUGGAGUUAUUGUUUACGAUGAGUGUCACAAAGCCAAAAACGUGUGUCCCAUUGGAUCAUCCAAGCCUACAAAAACUGGUUUGGCGGUGCUGGAACUGCAGAACAAACUCCCCAAGGCUCGGGUUGUUUAUGCCAGUGCUACUGGUGCAUCAGAACCACGGAACAUGGCCUAUAUGAACCGACUGGGUAUCUGGGGCCACAAAACACCCUUCAGAGAGUUUGGCAACUUUAUCCAAGCUGUUGAGCGAAGAGGUGUUGGUGCUAUGGAGAUAGUGGCUAUGGACAUGAAACUGAGAGGAAUGUACAUAGCAAGGCAGCUGAGUUUUACAGGUGUGACUUUCAAGAUUGAGGAAGUUUCCUUGACUCGGGAAUACAUCAAUAUGUACAAUAAAUCUGUAAAGCUGUGGGUUAGUGCACGUGAGCGGUUCCAGCAGGCUGCAAACCUGAUGGAUGCAGAGCAACGUAUGAAGAAGUCCAUGUGGGGUCAGUUCUGGUCUGCUCACCAGAGGUUCUUCAAAUAUCUCUGCAUUGCAUCCAAAGUUCGCCGUGUGGUUCAACUGGCCAGAGAGGACGUCCAGAGCGGAAAGUGUGUCGUAAUUGGUCUUCAGUCCACCGGUGAAGCCAGAACACUUGAGGCCUUGGAGGAAGGAGGAGGAGAGCUCAAUGACUUUGUGUCAACUGCAAAAGGUGUGCUGCAGUCCCUGAUUGAGAAGCACUUUCCAGCUCCAGACAGACAGAAGCUUUAUAGUCUGCUAGGCAUCGACCUGUCUGCUAAGAAGACCUCUUCUCCUAGUGAAGCAGUCGCUCAAACUGAACAAAAGGGCAAGAAGAGGAAAGGUGCAGAAAUUAAGAAGCAGCAGAAAAAGAAGCCUCGCAAACAUGGAGGACUUUCAGGAACAAGCUCUGAGGACAGCCAGUCCGAAGAUUCAGACAGAGAGUCUGGGAAAGACCUCGACAGUGACGACAGCUUCAAAUCUGUGAGUUCUGGUGAUGAAGACGACGAUUUCAACCCAUUUAGGGAUGAAUCUGACGAUGACGAGGAAGAUGAUCCGUGGCUUAUUAGAAAGGAAGCAAAAAAGGGAAGAGAGAAGAAGAAGAAGAGAAAGAGAAGGGGGAGUAUUGAUCCAGACUCCAUUCAAAGUGCCUUGUUAGCCUCUGGGCUGGGAUCCACCAGGCCAGCUUUCACUUCUUCUGUUAACCCCCCUAGUGCACCUGCUACAGUCAAAGCCGAGAGUCAGGAUAGUUGCCUAACAAGUCAAGACGCAGUGGAACAUGCCCAGAAAAUGAAGAGGGAACUGCUUGAGCAGCUUGAGGAGCUGGCUGAGGUGCUGCCUCCUAACACUCUGGACGAGCUUAUCGAUGAGCUGGGAGGACCAGAGAACGUAGCUGAGAUGACUGGACGUAAAGGUCGAGUAGUCAGUAAUGACGAUGGCAGCAUCACCUAUGAAUCUCGCUCCGAGCUGGAUGUCCCGGUGGAAAUCCUGAAUCUCACAGAGAAGCAGAGGUUCAUGGAUGGCGAGAAGAACAUAGCGAUCAUCUCAGAAGCUGCCAGCUCAGGUAUAUCACUGCAGGCUGAUCGCAGAGUCAAGAACCAGAGACGCAGAGUCCACAUGACUUUGGAGCUGCCGUGGAGUGCAGACCGAGCUAUUCAGCAAUUUGGGAGAACUCACAGGUCAAACCAGGUCACGGCUCCAGAAUACGUCUUUCUCAUAUCGGAGCUUGCAGGAGAGCAGAGAUUUGCAUCAAUUGUUGCAAAAAGACUAGAAAGCCUGGGGGCUCUCACUCAUGGAGAUCGAAGAGCAACAGAAACUCGAGAUCUCAGCCGGUUUAAUUUUGACAACAAAUAUGGCAGAAGUGCUCUGGAAAUUGUGAUGAAGUCCAUCGUGAAGCUCGACGCUCCGUUAGUGACUCCACCUUCUGAAUUUAAGGGGGAUUUCUUUAAAGAAAUCCAAAGUGGAUUGAUAGGUGUGGGCCUCAUAAAUGUGGAAGACAGAUCUGGCACACUGUCGCUGGACAAAGAUUACAACAACAUCGGGAAGUUCCUGAACCGUAUUUUGGGUAUGGAAGUCCAGCAGCAAAACGCCUUGUUCCAGUACUUUUCUGACACACUUGCAGCUGUGAUUCAGGAAGCCAAGAAGAACGGCCGAUAUGACAUGGGCAUCCUUGACCUUGGCUCUGGUGAUGAGAAGGUGAAGAAGGUAGAUUGCAGGAAAUUCCUAACUCCGGGAUAUACAACAUCAGGACAUGUUGAAUUGUACACAGUGAGUGUGGAGAGGGGGAUGUCGUGGGAAGAAGCCACUCAUGCUUGGGCCGAACAGAAUGGGCCAGAUGAUGGUUUCUAUGUACAGAUGAGGAACAACAAGAAGACGGCCAUACUGGUCAAAGAAGUCAACACUAAGAAGAGGCUGUUCCUGGUGUACAGGCCAAACACUGGCAGGCAGCUCAAACUGGAGCCGUAUGCAGACAUCAAGAAGAAGUUCAAAAAGGUCUUGUCAGAAGAUGCCAAACAACACUGGACUGACCAGUACAAGUCCUCAGCAAAAAUCUGCUCUCAUGCUUAUUGGCGUGGAAACUGUAAGAAAGCAUCUGUGGGUCUAACGUGUGAAGUCGGGCUUCGGUGUCGAACAUACUACGUUCUGUGUGGCUCAGUGCUCAGCGUGUGGAACGAGCUGGAGGAAGUGCUCACUCCGGUCAGCGGGACCAACGUAAAGGUGCAGAUCGUCCGGCUCAGAACAGAAGACGGACAGAGGAUAGUCGGUCUGAUCAUUCCAGCAAACUGCGUCUCUCCAUUAAUUAACAAGCUCUCGACAUCAGACCAGUGUCAGCAACUCGCCGUGCAGGAGCAGCAGAAGCGGCAGCAGCUCCACCCUCAGAGUCUCAGCCACACACCGGGCACAUAGUUUGGAGAUGGGUCGCUUCACUUUGAGCGUCGAUCUCCUCAUCUUGCUUCAGUCUGUCUCUGCGCUGCAGGCUUCAGGACCCUGUCCCCCGUUCUGCUCCCUCACAUCAUCUCUAAGGGGCUGAGAUACUACAACUUGUAAAGCAGUGAUUGUACAGAGAAAAUAUUUCAGGGUUUUUUUCUUUUUAUUUUAAUCUUCAGAGAGACUUGAAGGAUGAUGAUAUAUUGUCCUCUGACAUUCAGAGUGAGAAGGUUUGUUAUAUAUUGAACUUUGGCAUGUUGGCCUGUGGCUGAGUUAUUCGCACCUCGAACAUGCUUUAAACCAUUUAGACCACUUAUGAGGCAAAGACCUUUUCUUGGGCUAAACCAAAUGGGGACAAUACAGAGCACCUCUGGUUGGAAAAUCAGAGACCUACUUUGAUUCAUUUGAAAAGUUAUUUGAAAUUAGAACAUUACCAUAAAGUCCAGAAGACUUGUUUUUUUUUUGUUUGUUUUUUUUCUUCUUCCUCCUCCUCAGUAGAUGUUGAAUUUAAGAAAGCCAAAAACAUCCAUCUGUUUCAACUAAAACUGAUUCUAACCACAUUCAAGAAUUUUUUUGCAGGGUAGCUGAUUUAUUAACUUCAAACUAAUGUACCUAAUCUUUUUCAGUUCAGUAUUUUACUGAACCUGUUGUGUGUUACAAUGCAGAAAAUACAAAGUCUUCAUAUUAAUACGCAUGUAACAGGACAGCUGUUAUUUCUCUACUUCGCGUUCGCCGUUUUCAGGACAAGACUUGUGGCAUGACGGCUGUUUAACCAGCUGCCGGGUCAGUGUAAGCGCCACUUUAAUUUACACACAGGAUUCAAAGUAAUCAGACUUCCUUGUUUGUAUGAUCUGUAAUGAUACAGCUAAAGCAGGUGGCACCAACAGGUGACAUGUCUAACAUUAGACGAUGGUACCAUGGUCAUAUAUUGGCAUUGUGACUUAAUGUCUUGAUGGAGUUUAGUGAGUGACACAGUGAAUCAUUACAAAUACAACCUUGUUCAAAACACUGGUUUGGUUCUGAGUCAGUGUGGAAGCAGUUAGUGUUUAUGUAGCUGUAAGCUACAUAGAUGUGUUCUAAAUGAGGGGGUUCAUUGUUUAUACAAUGCAAAAGAGGCAAAAUUGUUACUUCUGUUGUAAUUGAAACAGUUUUGAUGCAUGGUCUCUUUUCCCAGUCUGUAAAAUAAGUCUUGGCGCUGCAAGUUGUUCGAGCACCUUUGGACUUUACCUCAGCUUUAUCUGGUUCAAGUCCUCAUCGCUUGUCCUUUUUGAUAACUGGCUCGACUGCCAGAGGAAACUAAUGACACAAAGCAGCCAAGGAAUCGUGGUGAAUGUGAGAUUCGUGUCCCUAGCAAACGUUUCUGUUCGGGCUGCUCUCUGCUUGUACGUCAACCUUUUUUCCUCCUCUGCCUUUUAAGAAAAGAAAAUGCUCAGGGUUUAAACUUAAAGGCCCUUUUUCGACAUGGCUCACAUUCUCUAUCUAUCCAGUAUUGUUACUGUGACCACUUUUCUCCAAUAAUCAAUUAAUGCUUUUGUUAGGGUGGCUUUUUGCAUUAUUAUUCUGUCUGCACUGGAAGCGAUAGACUCACCUGUCCAAAUAGCUGAAAAUGACUAGAUCAGUUUUCCCCCCACAAUACGUUCAAACACGUAACAUGGAUAACUUGUCUCCCAUUUUUUGCUUAAGCAUUUAUAGGUGUAACACAAGGAAAAUGUCUUUGUAUCAUAUCAUUGUGCAUUUUGUACAAUUUGUAAAAGAAUUCAAACCUGCAGCAUAUCCGAACUAACAGACUUCACUGGGUGAGACCUUGGAAGAUACAAGGUCCAUUAGAAUCACUUUCUGCUGUGUAUAGGGUUUUUAUUUUGUCGUUGAGAUGUUCUGUGCUAACAUUGUUCUGCGAAAGAUGAAAAGGUUUCUCCGACAUUUACUCAGCGAAGGACUUCUCCCCCCUCCUGUUAUUUGCUGCACGAGUUGCACUACUGACAAGACUUGUACAAAAUCCAUCAUUACCUGUACAUGAAUGAGUGUAAUGCUCAAUAAAGCUUGAUAUACUUCUA
Molecule: messenger RNA, 6628 nt
Organism: Betta splendens (Siamese fighting fish)
Lineage: Eukaryota; Metazoa; Chordata; Actinopteri; Anabantiformes; Osphronemidae
Gene: sbno1
Product: strawberry notch homolog 1 (Drosophila)
Exons: 33
Coding region: 336-4553 (1405 amino acids)
Biological process (GO): regulation of DNA-templated transcription
Cellular component (GO): nucleus
Molecular function (GO): histone binding; chromatin DNA binding
Source: RefSeq, a predicted model, not a curated record